Molecule: messenger RNA, 2017 nt
Organism: Mollisia scopiformis
Lineage: Eukaryota; Fungi; Ascomycota; Leotiomycetes; Helotiales; Mollisiaceae
Exons: 7
Coding region: 156-1793 (545 amino acids)
Source: RefSeq, a predicted model, not a curated record
GUACUUGAAGCCUGGGGCCCCUUUCGCUCUCGAAAUCCUCAAAAUUCUUGCCUAAAAUCUCAUUUCACCUCUAACCACCACCCUAAUUCAUCAUUCUCUGUACUCCUAUUGUUCACAACCCAACAUUCCCGCCCGGCCAUUGGGCCAACAGAACCAUGGUGUUCUCUUCAGAGAUAGCGUUUCUUUCGCCAUCGACAUCAUAUGCACAGCCUAGUUCUGAUAUACACUCUUAUAGAGACCUCCUUAUACCCUCUACGCUACUCAUGACAUCCCCUGCAUGCGCUUCCAGUCUGAGUAGUCAGGCUUCCUGGCUAGAUAGCGGUCCCUCUGAAGAGGAUGAUCUGCUUCUCUGUAGCCGUAUAGAACCAGUUACUGCUUAUGAAGCAUUAUCCUAUUGUUGGGGUCCCAAGCUUGAUUGCACACGACAACGAUAUUCGGACGAAUACGUCCUGGCCCUCGUCAAGAGUGGUAUAGUCCGCAUCGGACUGUACGAAAAUGCCAACUUGGACCACGAAUUGGGACAGAGCGUUUCCCCCCAUAUCAAAGACAAAGAUCCAAGUACAUUUGAUGACGACCCCGGAUCAUUGCUUCGCCAAUAUUUCGAUCAGAAUAUUCUUGUCAAGGAUGACAAGCCGAGCUUCCCUGAUUUUGGACGAAACGACCAGAAAGACAACAUGGGUGGAGAAAUCAUCGAUGAUCUUGAGACCUUGUUCGACAAUAUAUACCCUAUAUCUUUAUCAAUCACAUCAUUCGCCUCGAAGUUGUUCGUCGCCUGGAUGCUGUGGACUGUAGCAUGGUACACGACAAUGGUCGCCAUUCUGGUUUAUGUUGACAGUCUCGAUCUGCCUCCUUCUCAUCGCAAUCAAGACUACCUCUUGCUAUUGGAAUAUUCGACUCCUCUCUGCGGAAUCUUUUUUUGGGUCCUUUGCCCAAAGUUUUCCACCAUGGCAUACGGGUCGUUCGUUGCGCUGGCGAAUUGGGACACCUUCAUCAACCUUGCGACAUGCUUGCCUUUCGGGUUGUGGAUCUAUGUCUGGACCAAAUAUCUCGUGUUGAACCGUUCCCUCAGUUACUGCCGUCAAGCGUACAGCAAUGAUAUGUCUAUGUCUUUCAAACAAAAACAAGCAACAGCUUCGAGCAUUCUUGAUUUUGCUUUCAGAUGUUUCCUAAACUGCGGCGCGGCUGUGCCUACGAUUGGGGUCUUUCUGAGAAAGGCAUGGCCUACCAUGCCGGAUAGUCAAGCCUUCGAAGAAUUCCAAGGGCCAUCGAUUUCUGGCAUUCUUGAGUCUGGGUAUCGGCAUGUCCGUUUCUACAGGCCAAUUAAUAAGAGAUCCUCCCAAUCCGGGGAGAGAAAGGAGUUCGCAAGAACGACAACCUGGGACUUGCCUCAUAUCACUAUUCAGAUGCCAGUAUACAAGGAAAACUUUGGGAAAGUCAUCACCCCCACGGUGAAAUCACUGAAACUUGCAAUGGCAAGAUAUGAGCGAUCUGGUGGGACUUCUUCUAUCUUCGUGAAGAAUGAUGGAAUGUCUUUGGCCAAGCUUGAGUUAUCGGAACGAGAUCGUUUCAGUGUCAACAUGGAACAACUAUCAAUGGGGACAUCAGAAGACGAUGUUCAUGACAAGAGCCAUGAACAUCGUCUUCUUACUCCUCUGUUGAUUAUGAUUUCGUCUCCACGACUGAACCUUUCAGCUGGUACCCAAUUGCUGAGUCAUUUGGGUGCGAGAUGGCUGAGAGUGUUCGAAAACUUCAAGCCGGCCUUGACUUUGAGGAUCAUGUUGGUACCAACAUGAUCCAACCCACAAUGACCUCAGUAUAUUGUCUUUAAACUGCUGAAUUUAGCACCCACACCACUCUCACCAACCUUCGUGCUAAGUUACCUCAAACUUCUUGCCGAUCGCCCAACCAACCCAAAGCUUUCGAGUCCAAGGACUCCACAACAUCAUGGAUUACCAAGCCUACAUCGACCCAAACAUGCUAAACCAAACCAACGAAGUCGAGGCGAAUGAAUUGUCAU